AAAUCUAACAACACUUUUUUUUUUUCAUAAACAAUCCCUAAAACUAUAACUUGCAGAUAAGAAAAAAAAACACUGCUACCAGGACCACUUCAGUUUACUGUUCAGUGGAAGGUGAAGCAGUAAUGGUUUAUCUCUAUUAUUUAAGAUAUUUUAACUAUUUUUUAGUUACUUUAAAAAUAUUCUUUACUAAGUUUAGAUUCUAUUUUUAUUUAUUCGAGUUCUUAAUGAAAGAUAUCUUUGGGCGUGUAUGAUAAAAUUAAACAUGUUAUUUGAAUAAACAAAAAGACUAUAUUUGUUCACUGGUGUUGCUAUCAUGCAAUAAUUAGUAGAAGAUGAAGGUGUUAAUGUAAUGUAUGAUGUUGAUACUAAAGUUAAUGUUGUCGUUAAGGAGGUUUGAGAAACCCUUAAUUUGCUGUUUUGUUUUUUCUGGUACCUUCACUUCCUCUCUGGCUCUUUCUCUCUUUCUUACUACCCAGAGUCCAAUUUUACGAGAAAAGGAUCCUUUUGGUGGCUAGGAUUGGGAUAUUAAGAACACCUAUUUUCGCUCUUAUCCUCUCCCCUUCUGUCGCACUUCCCUACCUUUCAAUGGAUUUUCGCAAUCCAUUUCCACCCUCUAUUCCUAUCUCUUUCUUACCUUCUGCAACUUCUCUAAGGAUAUGAUCACUUUUGGUUGCUGUUUCUGAUCCCUUACGUUGAAAACUGCUGCAGGCGAACAUGAUAUUUCUGAAUUUGAUUGUCAAACUGGGGAAAUCAAUUAGAACAUUCAAUGUUUCCCCUUCAUGUGCAAGGCUUGGUUCCUCGACCUCGCCUCAUUUCUAGGAGAAAACCUCCCCUGUUCUUUUGUUUGUUACUUCUAUUUCUGGUGCCAAUUUUUCUGUUUGGAAUUUUUGUCCAUGGCCAGAAGAUUUCCUAUUUCUUCCGUCCCCUUUGGGACAACCCCCCUGAUCCUUUCAAACGUAUACCUCACUAUUAUGCGGAAAAUGUCUCAAUGGACCACCUUUGCAAUCUUCAUGGUUGGUCCCUUCGCUCCGAGCCUCGCCGCAUUUUUGAUGCUGUCAUUUUCAGCAAUGAGUUAGACCUGCUAGAGAUCAGAUGGCGCGAACUUUUUCCCUAUGUAUCAAAAUUUGUGAUCCUUGAGUCCAAUACAACGUUUACAGGCAUUCCAAAGAAACUCUUCUUUGCCUCCAAUCUUCCAAGAUUUGCCUUUGCCAUGCACAAGACUCUCCAUGACAUAUAUCCAGGCAGAGUUGCAGUCCCUGGAACACGUGAGGACCCAUUCAUGCUUGAAUCGAAACAACGUGGGGCGAUGAACUCAUUGUUACACCGUGCAGGCAUUUCCUACGGUGAUAUUCUUCUCAUGUCAGAUACAGAUGAGAUUCCAAGUCCUCAUACUUUGAAGCUACUUCAGUGGUGUGAAGGGAUUCCUCCCAUAAUGCAUCUUGAGCUCAGGCAUUACAUGUACUCGUUUGAGUUUCCGGUGGACUACAGCAGCUGGCGUUCUACCGCCCACGUCUUUGGUCCCCGGACACAAUACCGCCACUCACGGCAGACAGACUUAAUCUUCUCCGAUGCAGGAUGGCACUGCAGCUUCUGUUUUCGGUAUAUUUCGGAGUUUGUGUUCAAGAUGACUGCUUAUAGCCAUGCAGACCGUGUGAAACGGAAGUCUUUCUUAAGUCAUUCAAGAAUUCAGAACAACAUUUGCAAGGGAGAUGACCUUUUUGAUAUGCUCCCUGAGGAAUACUCUUUCCAGGAGUUGAUUAAAAAGAUGGGGUCUAUACCCCGUUCAGCUUCUGCAGUUCAUCUUCCUGCAUACUUGAUAGAGAAUGCAGAUAAAUUUAAGUUCCUUCUUCCUGGAGGUUGCUUAAGACCACCAGAAUAAAUGCUCCUUUCAUCAAAGUAACAUGUGUAUAUAUAUAUAUAUAUAUAUAUAUAUAUAUAUAUAUAUAUAUAUAUAUAUAUAUAUAUAUACAUAUUUACUACCUACUUUUCCGGCAGACUUCAGCUUUAAAUUUGGUAGGAUACCUUAGACAGCACCAACAUUCCUACUUUUAUCAUUGUUCUUGAAAGUUAAGCAGAGCACUGGAGAAUUCUGUAGCUGUAGAAACUCUUACUACACAUUUUGUUGCUGUAGAAAUUCAUCCUGCUCGUUUACCAUUUUGGUAAUGCAGAAAAUGCCUUUGUUAA
Vigna unguiculata (cowpea) is the source of this 2184-nucleotide messenger RNA. Its product is annotated as beta-1,4-N-acetylglucosaminyltransferase family protein. Gene Ontology annotation, cellular component: membrane. NCBI's taxonomy places the organism in Eukaryota, Viridiplantae, Streptophyta, Magnoliopsida, Fabales, Fabaceae. The record is from RefSeq and is a predicted model, not a curated record. Gene Ontology annotation, biological process: N-acetylglucosamine metabolic process. Gene Ontology annotation, molecular function: beta-1,4-mannosylglycoprotein 4-beta-N-acetylglucosaminyltransferase activity.